This is a messenger RNA of Solea solea (common sole), 3378 nucleotides long. RefSeq names its product solute carrier family 22 member 6, like (gene slc22a6l). Gene Ontology annotation, cellular component: membrane. Bases 309 to 1997 code for a protein of 562 amino acids. The record is from RefSeq and is a predicted model, not a curated record. Gene Ontology annotation, molecular function: transmembrane transporter activity. Gene Ontology annotation, biological process: transmembrane transport. The transcript is spliced from 11 exons. NCBI's taxonomy places the organism in Eukaryota, Metazoa, Chordata, Actinopteri, Pleuronectiformes, Soleidae.
GCUCACUUCAACACUUCAACCAGACAUUGUUCAUGCACAGCAAGAACUCAACACUCAAUGUAUGAGCUGCUCAUACUUUAAGAGGUUCUGAUAAUCCAAAGUUGAGAAAAUCUGUUGGAAUUUAAGAGCUGAUUACACGUCUAGGACUCUCUCUGCAGCACUUUUCCUGGAUUUUACGCAUUCUGACAUCAGUGAAGUCUACUGACAGAAGACUUAUUCAGUGCAAGAAAAACACAUUUCAGUUUUGGAGCGUACCAACGACGGGAUCGAGGGUUAGGAUCCAUCAACACUGAGGAAAAGACAAAACGAUGGCAUUUAGUGACGUCUUAGAGCAGGUGGGCAGCACAGGGCGCUUCCAGGUCCUGCAUGUGGUCCUUCUCUGCGUUCCUGUUCUGAUGAUGGCCAGUCAUAAUCUGCUGCAGAACUUUGUGGCUGCAGUGCCGUUUCACCACUGCAGAGCGCACUCAAACGUGUCUCAGUCCCAGCUGAGCCCAGAGGAAAUGCUGCUGAUUACAGGGCCACUGGACCAGGCAGCCAGGCCGCACAAGUGCCAGCGGUAUGUUGCUCCACAGUGGCACCUCCUGGCAAACAAUGGGACCUUCAGUUCAGGGGAUCUGAGAGAGACUGAGGAUGAUCUGGAUGUGGGUCUGCAGGGAUGCGAGGAUGGAUGGUCCUAUAACAUGACUGCGAUGACCUCCACGAUCAUAUCUGAGUGGGAUUUAGUGUGUGAUCAGCGCUCUUUGAAACAAAUGGGACAGACAGUCUACAUGGGAGGUGUGCUUGUGGGAGCUCUGCUCUUUGGUAGUCUUUCAGACAGAUAUGGUCGACGUAUUCUCCUUCUUAUUUCUUACCUGCUGAUGGCAGUGUCAGGAACAUGUGUGGCGUUCUCCAGCUCCUUCUCCCUCUACUGCCUGUUCCGCUUUGGUUGUGGGAUGGCUCUGUCUGGCAAUGGACUCAACACCUUCUCUCUCAUUGUAGAGUGGAUCCCGACCCGUGUGCGGACUGUGAUUGGGACGAUAACUGGUUACUGUUACACGAUAGGACAGUUGAUCCUGGUACUGAUAGCCUACUUCAUUCGCGACUGGAGGUGGUUAACGCUGGCUGUGUCUUUGCCCUUCUACGUCUUCUUCCUCAUUGCAUGGUGGUUUCAUGAAUCUGCAAGAUGGUUAGUCCUGAAUAAUAAGCCAGAACAAGCCCUGAAGAACCUGAAAAGUGUGGCUAAAUUUAAUGGCCGCCAUGAAGAAGGAGAAAAAAUUGACAUUAAUAUCCUGCAGGAGUCCAUGAAGAAGGAGUUGUCCUCGGCUCAGGGCUCCUACUCUUACCUAGAUCUGUUCCGGACGAGAAGAAUGAGGACAAUGACGCUCGCCGUUAGCAUUGUCUGGUUAUCAACCAGCUUUGCUUACUAUGGUCUUGCUAUGGAUCUGCAAAAGUUUGGGGUGGACAUCUUUUUAAUCCAAGUGAUCUUCGGUGCUGUUGACAUCCCCGCUAAAGUUGUCAUAACAGUGUGCAUGAGUUUCAUUGGAAGGCGUCCAUCUCAAAGUGGUGUACUCAUUGUUGCUGGGACGAGUAUUCUGCUCAACCUGCUGGUGCCUCAUGAGAAACAGCUGAUACGCACGUGUCUGGCUGUUGUGGGUAAAGGUUGCCUUGCUGCAUCAUUCAACUGCUGCUACCUUUACACUGGAGAACUGUAUCCAACCAUCAUCCGACAGUCGGGCUUAGGCUGGGCGUCCAUGAUGGCUCGUGUGGGAUCCAUGGUGGCACCGAUGGUGCUUCUCGCUGGAGACUUGGUACCCUGGCUCCCAGGUCUGAUCUAUGGAGGAGCUCCAGUCCUCAGCGGAGUGGCUGCGAUCUUUCUUCCAGAAACACUGGGCUCACCUCUUCCUGACACAAUACAGGAUGUGGAGGACAGGGGAUCUGGGAGACGUCCCAAAAAGUUGUCAAAGGAAACCAUAACCCUGCAGAACAUGGAGACAGACUUACUGAAGCUACCUGCUUAAGGACAUCUGCUGAACACAUGGAGCUGCAGUGUUAUUCUUGGACAGCUGCAAAACAAUCAGACCAAACUUCAUUUGUUGUACAGUAGCUUUGAAAAGACCAAUGAUACUUUUGAUUUGAAAUCUAAAUGUAUUAGAAAUAGUCCACCAGCAGCCAGGUUACACAUUUAUAAUGUUUGUGUCAACCUGCAAUAAAAGAUCACACUUAGAUUCUACAAACUCAGCGGUUCACGAGUCGACCGACACUUUGAGGAUAUUUCUUUUCCUUUAGUCUCAGUCCCGCUCUCUUCAUUCUGCCUCUGCGGACGCUUCACUUGUUUCGUCGCUGUCUACAAAGUUUCUUUCAGAUUUGACCCUGAAAAGAAGUGAAAAGUCAUAUUUGUUGCAGGAUUGAUUCACCAUCUCACCAUGUAGAAAAACUGAAGUCUAAAUGCUUCCAGCGUUCAUUCAUUCAUUCAUUCAUUCAUGCUUUGUAGAGAUGUAGCUAAACAUUUAGAGCAAGAGGCCAGAAAAGUAGUCCAUGUGUUUUUGACUCUAAUCUUUUGUAAAAAUUCAAAGUUCUCUGUAAAAAUUGUGUUUUACUUGUUAGUAAAUCUGAUUGUUUAGAGGACAAAACGAGUCUUUUUCACCACGUUGUGAUAACCAGUGGAUGCUAGGACCAGGACUCAGGACUCAGAGCUGAGCAACAAACAGGUUUAUUAGGUGGGAACAGGUUAGCAGGAGGGGGUGAAGAUGGCAAAGCUGUAGGUGCCCAGAGACUUCCAAGGAACUGAGAUGUGGGGGGAAUGAUGCUGGCAGGUGAGGAAGCCGGGAGAGGAGCGAGUCCAGGGAGGAGGAGUUUCUGAGUGGAAACACAAAGGUGAGUUCACAGAAUCACGGCCAACAAUCCAUCCAAAAACUUCAGAGAUCAGCCUGACGUCGUUUACCACAACUGAACUGGAACAGUCUGACAGCAAGCGGCUCCAACCUUGAGUAUUUAAGCCGGGCCUCGAUGAGGUGAUUGGCACCAGGUGUGUGAGCCUGGAACCUGGUCCUAGGGAGAGAGUGACACAACAGGAAGGGAGGGGUAAUGCAGGAAAAAAGAGACUGCCAGCAUGGAUAUGACACGUUCUUAUUUUCAGACCAAACCUUCUUCACACACUUUGUCAUUUUUUUUAUUUUGGUGUUUGAAAUGAGCAAAAAAGAAAUUUAAAUGUUGGAUUUCAGUCAGCACCUAACCAUCACUGUCUGCUGUGUCUUUCUUAUUUAGCUGAAGAAUCAAUAGUUUUUAUAGAGAGAGCACCAUCUAAUGGUCGUCAGAGGAACUGCAGAGAAUAAGAUUUUGCAUUAUCAUUCAUUGCUUUGGCAACAUUUUGUUUCUCACAGAAAUAAAUGAGUAAACAUU